UUUACAGCUUCGCAGUGGAGGGAGGGCUUCGGUAGCGACAAAAUCGUCCAUUUUGUUUCAGUUGAGUUGGUCGCUGCAUGAAUCUUUAGCAAGGACAUUAUAGGGGUGAGGAAAGAGGUUAGUAAUGUAAAUAAACAUUUCUUGGCUACACUAUACUAUCUAUGGGCUUCCGAGUGGCGCAGCGGUCUCAGUGCUAGAGGCGUCACUACAGACCCGGGUUCGAUUCCAGGCUGUAUCACAACCGGUCGUGAUAGGGCGGCGCGCAAUUGGCCGUCAUUGUAAAUAAGAAUUUGUUCUUAACUGACUUGCCUAAUUUAAAUAAAGAUUGGAAUUUCUGAUCACUGAAAAAGUUGCAUGAAAAAUGAGUGGAAUCAAUGUGAAGAAGCUCAAAGUCAACGAGCUGAAGGAGGCGCUUCAGCUGCGAGGCCUGGAUACUCGUGGCCUGAAGGCGGAUCUUGUCUCAAGGUUGCAGUCAGCACUUGAGGCGGAGGCUGCAGGUGAGGGGGACGGGCCACCGAUUGCCGAUGUUGGGGAGGAGGGGGAUCAGCAACACGAUACUGGCGGAGACGCUGGAGAUGGUGAUGACGGUAAAGAUGAUGGGGAAGAAGAAAAAGAUAUUGAGGACAAUGAAGUACAGUUUGUCUCGCAGGCUGAUUCGGCGAAUGGUGCGAAUGAACAGAGUGAAGAAGACAGCCGGGAUGGGGCACAGAUGUGUGGUCAAGUCCCUACAAUGGGAUAUGGGAUGGUCGAUUUCACAGAAGAUGUGAUGGAGCCACAGAUUCCGCAGGCGUAUGAGUCGGACAAAAGACAAGAGCCGCAGGUGCUAGAACCGGAGAUGCAGGAACCAGAGCCAGUGCAACCAGAGCCAGUGCAACCAGAACCUGUGCAACAAGAACCAGAGCCAGUGCAACCAGAACCUGUGCAACAAGAACCAGAACCUGUGCAACCAGAACCUGUGCAACCAGAACCUGUGCAACAAGAACCAGAGCCAGUGCAACCAGAACCUGUGCAACAAGAGCCACUGGAGUCUGCAUCAAUUGAGCCUGUGGAGAUGCCUGAAAUUAAGCCAGAGGACUUGGUGAUGAAAGCAGAGUUGAAAAAGGAGCAGGACCAGUUGAAGGAAGAGAAGGAGCCACAGCAGCCAAGGGCUCAUCAUCCAGAGCCAGCCAAUGAAUGGGAGGCUGAGCAGGCGACCCAGACCAAAACGGAGGAUAACCGAUACAACCGUAAGAGGCCAUGCGAUGAAGGCCGCGGUUAUGGAUACUAUGAACAUCGGGAGGAAAAAAGGGGACGUUCUCCCCAGCCUCCAGCAGAGGAAGAGGAAGAAGAUUUUGAUGACACUCUUGUGGCCAUUGAUACUUAUAAUUGCGAUCUGCACUUCAAGGUAUCACGUGACCGGUAUAGUGGAUACCCGCUGACCAUUGAAGGUUUUGCAUACCUGUGGUCAGGUGCACGAGCUUCCUAUGGUGUCAACAAAGGACGUGUCUGCUUUGAAAUGAAGAUAAACGAGGAGAUCUCUGUGAAGCACCUUCCCAGCAGUGAGCCUGAUCCUCAUGUAGUGCGCAUUGGCUGGUCUCUGGACACCUGCAACACACAGCUCGGUGAAGAACCGUUCUCUUAUGGCUAUGGAGGAACUGGCAAGAAAUCUUCCAAGUGUAAAUUCGAGGAUUACGGGGAAAAGUUUGGUGAAAACGAUGUCCUUGGGUGCUACAUUGACUUCGAUAGCGGUGAGGAAGUGGAGAUGGCCUUCUCAAAGAACGGCAAGUGGCUGGAUGUGGCCUUCCGUGUGUCACAGGAGGAGUUGGCCGAGCGGCCACUCUUUCCCCACGUUCUUGUGAAGAACUGUGCCAUUGAAUUCAACUUUGGCCAGAAAGAGGAGCCCUUCUUCCCCCUGCCUGAGGGAUACACCUUCAUUCAGGACGUCCCUCUGGAGAACAGGAUGCGGGGGACUGUUGGGCCUGCCACCAAGGCUGACUGUGAGCUAUUGAUGAUGGUUGGCCUGCCUGCGUCUGGGAAAACCACCUGGGCCUUGAAGCACGCGGAGGAGCACCCUGCAAAGAACUACAACAUCCUGGGCACCAACGCCAUAAUGGAGAAGAUGAAGGUGAUGGGGCUGCGGCGUCAGAAGAACUAUUCUGGUCGGUGGGAUGUCCUGAUCCAGCAGGCCACACAGUGUCUGAACAGGCUGAUCCAGAUCGCUGCCCGCAAGAAGCGUAACUACAUCCUGGAUCAGACAAAUGUAUAUGGAUCAGCCCAGAGACGAAAAAUGCGUCCUUUUGAAGGUUUUCAACGCAAGGCUAUUGUAAUUUGUCCCACGGACGAGGAUUUAAAAGAGCGAACGUUAAAGCGAUCUGAUGAGGAAGGGAAGGAUGUUCCCGAUCAUGCUGUAUUUGAAAUGAAAGCCAACUUUGUGCUCCCAGAAGCUGGUGAGUUUCUUGACAACGUGACCUUCAUCGAGCUGCAACGAGAACAGGCUGACACACUGGUAAAGCAAUACAAUGAGGAGGGCCGCAAGGCCGGCCCACCCCCAGACAAACGCUUCGACAACCGCCAAGGAGGAUUCCGUGGUCGCGGUGCACCUUACCAGCGCUAUGACAACCGUGGUGGCCCCCAAGGAGGAAGGGGAGGCUAUCAGAGUCAAGGUGGCAACUUCAGAGGAGGGUAUAACCAUGGAGGCUACCAGCAGAACCGCUGGGGGAGCAACCGUGAUGGUGCUGCAGGAGGACAACAUGGCUACAACCGCAACCAGCAAUCUGGAGUGAGCUACAAUCAGCACCACCAAGGACAAUAUAACAAGGGAGCCACUGGGAGUUACAGCCAAGGACAGCCACAGACAUACAACCAGGGUUACAAUCAGGGCAACUACAACCAGGGUUACAACUACGGCAGCUACAGCCAGUACCCAGGUUACAGCCAGAGCUACAGCCAAACUCCUGCCGCCUCCGCUGCUCCUGUUGCCACUGGACAGACCUACAACCAGCAGCAACAGACCUACAACCAGCAGUAUCAACAGUAUGCACAGCAGUGGCAGCAGUAUUACCAGAACCAGAGCCAAUGGAAUCAGUACUACAGCCAAUAUGGAAACUACAGCCAGGGUUCUCAGGGCCCCCAGGGAACACAGUAGGCCUAAAGUAGUGUGCUGAUGAGACGGAUCUCAUUCCCUCAGCAGCAUUCCAUUGCUUAUCCUGCCUGCAGGCUAGACCUCUACCUUUUAAUUGUCAUACAUCUUCUUAAUGAUUAGCCUUCGCUUUCUUAUAGCUUACAUUUUCAAAAAAAAUGUAAGGGUUCAGUUUUUCUUCCCUGCCUUUUUAGAUCCAGGAUCUUUGUUCUUGCCACGCCACGACGUUAGCAUUAUUUUUGCAGUAGGUCCAGCAACAAUUUAGUAACACGCAGCUUAUUUUUCUUGCCUGUUCUAGACGUUGGCUAUUUGAAAUGAGCAACAGAGGUGUAGUUUAACAUGCAGAUGUAGGACAGUUCAGUGUUGCGCAGUGAAUGUUUAUUAGAGCUCAUAAAAGGUAGCUGGGAUUUGCAUGUGUACAUUUCAAUGUGUUUUUAAGAGAUGGAAUAUUUUUGGACAACAUUGUUUUUGUUUUCAUAUUUUGCCAUUGACACGACAUUUUUUAGUUUUAGAUCAAAGAACCAUACGUUUUAAAGAAUUUGGUGUUGAGUCUGGACUUAUUAUUCUCAUUUUGAUUUAACCAUUAAUAUUUUGCCCAUAUUUAUUGAAAUUGAAGACAGGCAUUUUGAUGACUGUUUUUCCUAUAACGUGUAUAAAAAGACAGUGAUUGUAAAAACCCACAUUUACCAGCAUUUUUCACACCAUUUAAAAUAUUCUGUAACAUGUCCCUAAAGUCGUUUUUGAAUCUUGUGAUCAAUAACUAGUUUGUGUGCUUGUAAAACGGUAUACCAUGUAUGUAAAACAGUAUCUGCAUAUGGUUCUGUGUUCAAACAAAAUGUAAUCUUUUUGUAUUUGAGAAUAUAAUCUGAAGAUUUUUACUUCAAAAUGUAAUUUUA
Messenger RNA from Salmo salar (Atlantic salmon), 4014 nucleotides. Lineage: Eukaryota; Metazoa; Chordata; Actinopteri; Salmoniformes; Salmonidae. The record is from RefSeq and is a predicted model, not a curated record.